This is a messenger RNA of Dermacentor andersoni, 657 nucleotides long. The record is from RefSeq and is a predicted model, not a curated record. NCBI's taxonomy places the organism in Eukaryota, Metazoa, Arthropoda, Arachnida, Ixodida, Ixodidae.
AUGACUAGAAUUUUGGAGAGCGGCUGCAACGACCGCACUGCAUUCAGCAAGGUUAUAGACAAGCUCACCGCCAGCCAUGACGAGCUUGAGAAGAUCAAUGUCGAGCUUGAGGACGUGAUUCCCGUCGAGGAUCUUGAAAGAGAGUACGAGUCUGCAGCGCAUUAUGACGACCAGACGCUUGAGACCCUGACACGCCUCCGGGACCAGCUCGCAGAUCUCAGCGUCGGAAGCACGGUGCAGACUCCUCCCUCGACGACGCUCAAUACGCCACCUGCCCCAAGGACAGUUGUGUCACAGAGCUUCGGACCUCGUCUCCCAACGCUUACCAUCAAGCUUUUCCAUGGGGACGUGUGUCAAUGGACGUCGUUUUGGGAGCAAUCCAACAGAACGGUGCACGCAAAUACAACUCUGCGCACUACUGAUAAAUUCCAUUACUUCCCCAACUACCUGGUAGCGGAAGCAGCAACAGCCAUUUCCGGACUGCCAACGACUGAAGGGUGUUAUGAGAGUGCCAUCCAGCUGCUUCAGCAGCUGGAUGGCACUCUUCAAGCAGUUCGGAGACAGGAGCUGGAUUGUACAGCAUCAUUUCAGAGCGGUCCAAGAACUGCAGCCCGUGACGACUUCUUCGGAUACGAGGGAGUUGCGCAGGUUGUAUGA